Molecule: messenger RNA, 1817 nt
Organism: Cynara cardunculus var. scolymus (artichoke)
Lineage: Eukaryota; Viridiplantae; Streptophyta; Magnoliopsida; Asterales; Asteraceae
Exons: 3
Coding region: 91-1686 (531 amino acids)
Source: RefSeq, a predicted model, not a curated record
CAACCUCAAAUUUCAAAUUCUCCAUCCAUUUUCAAUCUUGUUUCAGAUUCCUAAUCAUAAAUCAAUCGCCACCCAAAAGUUUCUGUAAUCAUGGGUCGUAAACAUCUACACGAGUUACUCAGAGAAGAUCAGGAACCAUUUCAGCUCAAAAACUUCAUCGCCGACCGCCGUUCUCAACUCAGAACCGCCACCGCCACCGCCACCGCCACCGCCACCGACGCUCUUCAGCUUAGAAAACGGAAGUCGAUUGUAGAAUCCACCUCCUCUUCUACCGCCGCACGGAAUUUCUGUAUCAACCACGUCUGUCUUUUCUCGUUCCAGGACUCGCCGGAUUUUAGGAAAUCUCCGUUUCUAGAUUUUCCUUCGAAGGAGACGAGGAGUCCGUUUAAUAAUAAAACCCCCAACAAUGCCGCCGUCUUCCUCCAUAUUCCGGCCAGGACUGCCGCCAUGCUACUUGAUGCCGCCACGAGGGUCCAGAAGCAGUCGGUUUCUUCUAAACCUAAACCCGGUUCAUCCAAACAUAUCGGAUUCGGGUUACUCGGAUCUCUUCUCAGACGUUUAAAAGACCGGAGCACCCGAACAAAAACCCAUGAAAUCGGACCCGUUAACGUAACACCAUCUUCACCACCCACGAGAAGAAGCCGGAAAAAGAUGGUUAACGGCACCGGCGACGGCGCUGAUGAGAAACGGUUAUCGUUCUCUUGUAACAAUAGCAGGAUUAGCAGUGCCGAUUGGUCGGAGAAGUCGUCAGAGUUGGAAACUUCAUGCAGCUCAAGAUCAAUUCACGAUUCAGAAGAGAUCGAGUUUGUAAACAUAGAAAGAGAAAACGAUUGUUUCAUUUCAUGUGAAAAAUGCUUCUGCUCAAAUCCUUCUAGUCCUUUCCGUUUUUCCCUUCAAAGAAGUCCUUCCCCAACUCGCCGGAGACCGGAUUCCUCAUCGCCGGUGGCAUCUCCGAGCCGCCACUUCCAAGAGGAUAAAGAAAAUUACGAUGGCGAGCACGCUCAAGAAAUUCGCGAAGAAGACGAUAAAGAGAAAGAACAGUGUAGUCCCGUAUCAGUACUUGACCCUCUGUUCGAUGACGACGAGGAAGAACACGACGGCGGGCCCAGGGAACAGGAUGUUUACGACAUCGAAUGCAGCUACGCAAGCGUUGAAAGAGCGAAACAUCAGCUCUUGCAAAAGCUUCAACGGUUCGAGAGGCUUGCAGGAUUGAAUCCAAUUGAACUUGAAAAACACAUGUUAGAUCGUUAUAAUGAAGAUGCUGCUGCUGAUGAUGAUGAUGAUGAUGAUUACGAUGAUGAUGAAGAAGACAUUAUAGUAGAUGAAGAAGAGACGACUAACGAAGAGUUUGUUAGGGAGAUAUUCAACCAUUUGGGUGUUGGGAAAAUCCCUUGGUACAUGAAGAAGCUCGUAUUCGACCUAAUUGCAGAAGAGAACAAGAACAAAGAACCCCAAGUAGUCGUGCAAAGGGUAUGCAAGCGGUUGCAUUCUUGGACAGUGGUUGAAUUGAACACGAUCGAUAUGAUGGUGGAGACGGACUUUAGAAGUGAAGGGUGGAAGAGGUGUGAUGAAGAGAAGAUCAAAGAGACGGGGAUGGACAUAGAAGCGUUGAUUUUUGCGGUUUUGGUGGAGGAAUUAGCUCAAGAACUUGUUAACUCAUCUAAUAAUGUUAUUUUUGCAAAAUGAUCGGUAGGUCCGAGAAUUUUCAUUUUUCGUUCAUAGAAUUUACUUAUAGAUGCGAAACAAUGAUGGGUUUUUACCUACAAGUGAAUUCAAUGAUGCAAACGAAACAAUAGGUUUUAAUGAUCAAGGGUAUU